Messenger RNA from Myxocyprinus asiaticus (Chinese sucker), 3101 nucleotides. RefSeq names its product transmembrane protease serine 6. Gene Ontology annotation, biological process: proteolysis. The record is from RefSeq and is a predicted model, not a curated record. Gene Ontology annotation, molecular function: serine-type endopeptidase activity; protein binding. The transcript is spliced from 18 exons. The coding region runs from base 387 to 2699 and encodes 770 amino acids. NCBI's taxonomy places the organism in Eukaryota, Metazoa, Chordata, Actinopteri, Cypriniformes, Catostomidae.
GAUAAACACAUAAUCACAGCAGGCUUGUAUUAAACAGAAAAGCGUCGGGUUUACUGGUGAAAAUGUAAGCGCACAUGGAAAGGUUUAUCCUCAAACACGCUGAGGCGAAUAUUGAUCCACCGCGAACUUUGGACUGACAAACAGAACGGUUCGUUGAGCGAUUCCCUCAGAACAUGCAUGUAUACACGAUUAUAUGUGAACACCGAAUGUAAAUCCAGGUAAGAAUCAGCUGAAUCGUCCUCAAGACUCGGAGUAUCUUCAUGGAACCGAAGAUGAGCGCGAUAUAACGGUUCGAUAGAACGACAGAUCUCACGAACGGUUUCAGCGCGGAUCCGAGUCCACAAAACGAGACCAACAAUAUAUCCGGUCCGGUUCUGUCCCAUAAAAUGAAGAGAUUCCGAAAGUGUCUGAUCGCUCUCAUCGUCACCAUCAUCAUCCUCAUUCUGGCAGGAUCUUCAUCUCUCAUCUGGUACUUUGUUGAGUAUCGUGUUUGGGUUCUGGAGCCGCGGGUCAUUCAACAGUACACAGGCAGCGUUUCAAUCCUCAGUCAGAACUUCUCUAAUUCUCUGUCCAGUCAUGAGAGUUCAGAGUUCAAACUGCAGUCCAGAGCGGUGCAGAACAUGGUUGAGAAGCUCGUGAAGUCCACAGAUCUCUCUAGAUACUUCAACUCCACGGCUGUCUUUGCUUUCGGUGAGGGGAGUGUGGUGGCUCAUUUCUGGCUGCUGCUGUCGCUGCCUGUCAGUCAUGUGGAUAAGGUGAACAUGCAGCGUGUGAAUGAGAGUCUAUACAGAGAGUUGCAGCGCUUCAGAGACACGCAUGCAGAACACAUGUGCAAUUAUGACGGCUUCCUGCUACUGCUGUCAUCCCUCAUCAUAACUGAAACGAACCCCAAAGUUAUAGAUCUUUUUCAAGCCUCAUUUGACUGUUAUCGUUAUGAGUCGGUGGUGUCGAUGGAGCCGGUGGUGCUGGAGGGGCCGAACACUCAGCGCUCAUCGUGUCUGUGGCACCUGAGGGCUCCUGCAGGCUCUCGUCUUGAGCUCAGGGUCGAGUGGCUCCUGUCCGAGUGUCGAGAUCGACUGAUCAUCUACGAUUCACUCACACCAUCAGAUUCACGACUCAUCACCUCUCUGUACGGCUGCAGCAGGUACGAGCAGACGGUGCAGUUGUUGUCGUCUGCUGACUGGAUGACUGUGGUGUGGAAACAGGGUCUAUAUAAUUAUAAAGAUCCAUUUUCACUGACCACACGAGCGUGGACCAACCAGGAAUGUUCAUACAGUGUUGUGUUAGAGAAGAAAGAUGGAGAUCAGGGGGUUUUACGGACCCCGUUUUACCCCAGUUACUAUCCACCUGACACCAACUGCACCUGGAUCUUCACUGUGCCGUCUGUGGUGUACGGUCUGACUUUGUCGUUUGAAGGAUAUGAACUGAAUCGAGCGAGUUACAGUCAGACAUGCACACAGGGCCGAUGGAUGAUCCAGAACCGCAGGUUGUGUGGGGUUCGAGGGUUACAGCCGUACGCUGAGCGAAUCUACCUGCUCUCCACCACUAUCACGGUUGCUAUGAUGUCAGAGGUGUCUCUCACAGGCCCGGGGUUACAGGUCCACUACAGCAUCUUUAACCAGUCGGAUCCAUGUCCUGGUCAGGUGCUUUGUAACAUCAACGGUCUUUGCGUGUCAGCGUGUGAUGGUAUUGCAGACUGCCCCAAUGGACUGGAUGAGAGAAACUGUGUGUGUAUCGCUCAGUUCCAGUGCACAGAGGACAGUCAGUGUGUCGAUCAGUAUAAAGUGUGUGACCAGCAUUCAGACUGCAGAGAGGGGAGCGAUGAGGACAACUGUACACAUGGUGUUCCAUGUUCUGAUAUGACAUAUGUCUGUGGUGAUGGGACAUGUCUGAAGAAGCCAAACCCAGAAUGUGACUUUAUCACCGACUGUCCUGAUGAAUCUGAUGAGAAAUACUGCGACUGUGGACUGCGGCCAUUCAGCAGUCGUGUGGUGGGUGGGGCCGAUGCAGUGGAGGGGGAGUGGCCAUGGCAAGCCAGCCUGCAGCUCAGUGGGCGUCACAUAUGUGGAGGGGCGUUAGUCUCCACCCAGUGGGUGGUGUCUGCAGCUCACUGCUUCUAUGAUGACAGACUGUUCUCCCCAUCCGUUUGGACGGUGUAUCUGGGUAAACUGCAUCUCCAGGGCAACAGUCAGUCAGAAGAGGCGGUUCGUGUGUCACACAUUCACCUGCAUCAUUACUAUGACGAUGAGACGCAUGAUUAUGACGUGGCGCUGCUGCGACUGGUGCGGCCCGUGUGGGUGGGAACGUUAGCGCAUCCGGUCUGUCUGCCACCCCCAACACACCAGCUGGAGCCUGACCUGCUGUGCUGGGUGACGGGCUGGGGAGCGCUGAGAGAGGGAGGAGCGGUAAGUGAUGUUCUACAGAAAGUAGAUGUGCGAUUGGUCAGUGAAGAUGCUUGUGUCCGUUCCUAUGGUUACACGAUCACUCCCAGAAUGAUUUGCGCUGGUUAUCGUAGUGGAGGCAAGGACGCCUGUCAGGGUGAUUCUGGAGGUCCGUUGGUGUGCCAGGAGCCGUCGGGACGCUGGUUUCUCGCAGGUGUGGUGAGUUGGGGCCGAGGCUGCGGACGGCCCGAUUAUUAUGGAGUUUACACACGGAUCACCAAACUCACGAGCUGGAUCAAACCCCUCAUCUCCUCCUGAGGAACAUCAGUUCAGUAGAGGUUCAGAAUGGAAGGUUGGUUUGGAAAACCUCCAGGAUGAGAGUUUUGUUAAUGCUGUGUCCGUCUGCUCAAAGACUCAUGGAGAUGUAGUUGUGUGUUUGUGUAGUAUAUCAGUGUAAAUGUCAGUCAUGUUCUGUGCGUGUUGAAAUGCAGUCGGUCUAUUUCCACACUCUAUUCAACUUUUGUAGCAAUAAUACUCAAUUAGGCAACCUGCUCCAUGUGAAAUAAAACAGCUUUUAUUAGGAUACUGAUGUGAAUGGAGUCUUCAUCUCAUAUAAAUAUGUCUUUUUAUAUGGAAGUAGUAUUCAUUCCUUCAAGUGUAAAACUUCCUCUUCAGGAUGAUGUGAACUGAUAAAUAAAAACCACUGCUGUGUGAUGUUCA